GUUGAAUGUUUGUUGUUGUUGUUGCUGCUGUUGCUAUUGCUGUUGUUGUAUAUGAAAACCCGAACCGUGAAAACAGCACACCGAGCAGCGAGAGUAACAAUUAUAAUUCGCAUCGCGAACGUGGUCAACUCAACCAACAGGCUGUCAGAAUUUGUAGUCGCAGUCGUAGUCGCUGACAGUGCACAGCGUACAAAUUGCAGUUUUUCGGAGACAAGCCGGACACAAACAAGCAGCUGGAAGUAGACGAAGAAGAAGAAGAGGCAGAAGAGCUGAAAGCAAAAGCUACCAAGUGAAUAAACAAGCUGAAGAAGCGCAGCUCAAGUGAAGACAAGGCAAACAGAGUAUAACAGCAGCAGCAGCAGCAGCAGCAGCAGUAACAGCACCAACAACAGCACGCAUAACAGCCACAACAACAACACGUACAAAAUGGCCGCCAUUCAACGCAAACUUGUGCACAAGCAAUUCAAUUCACCAAUGGGCCUCUACUCCCCGGAGAACGUAAAGGCCACACUGAAUCGCGAACUGAAGGCCUUCGGGGCCGACGGGAUCGAAAUCGAUGAACAAAUCACAAAGCCUUUAAACCUGGCCAACUCCGCUGUUCUGCGCGCUGUUGAGGAGGAGGAUCAACAAAUCAAAUGCGGUAGCCGAAAUUGCUUCAUAGGCGACUUUUAUGCUCGCCCACGGCAAAGUCGAAGUAGGCAGCGAGGUGGCAUUCAGGAGGCGCUGCCGCCGCAUCAUGCGCCGCAUCAGCAGCUGCUGGACCAGAUCAAGUCCGAGUAUCUGAGCCACCAGCACGAUGUGGUCAUCGAUCGAGAGACGGUGCUGCGCAUUAAUCGUCUGUCCACGCGGCGGCAGCUGCCCAAGCGCGAUCACAGCUGGCCGCCCGCGGAGCAGGAGGCGCUGCACAGCCCCUCGGUGACGCCCUCCAUCACGCCCACGCACAGCAUCGAUGUGCUGCGCCAGAAGUUUAACAGCCCCACGAGAAUCGUGGAGCCAACAGCUAGAGAGCUGCGCCAGCAACGCCGACAGCUGGAGCCGAAGCAGCAGCAGCAGCAGCAGCAGCAGAGACCGAGGCAGAGCAGAGCAGAUGCCAGCAGCAGCAGGACUCCAGAGGAGUCAGCCAGCCCUUCGCCAGCCACACCACAGGCCAGGGGCUUCUCCGCGCCCGAGACGAAGGCGGCGGAUGCGGACCUGGGCCUGGUUGCGCCCAAAUGCGAGUACUACGAGCAGCUGACGCAGCAGCGACCCGCCACGCCCACAGCCAAGGUGAGCACGCCCAGCUACCGACCACGUCUGAAGCGCCAAUCCUAUUCGCUGGACCGUGGACGCGCCCGCAAGCGAGCCGUGGCCUUGGGCGCUGCCACGGAGCUGCCGCCCCCGAAGCCGCGCAAUGGGAGUGGCAGCGGCACGCCCAAGGUGCAGAGGCGCAGCAUCAAGCUGGCCACCGAGCUGAGGAUCAGCUACGACACAGACCACGGCAACGACGGCGACAGCGAGGAGGAGCCCAAGGUCACGCUCGCAGCAGCGGCAGCGGCAGCGGCAGCGGCAGCAACUGCGGCUGACAUCGAUUUGGAAUCGUUGCCGCUGCCCGCCACGCCCAGCGAAAGGGCAGCAGCAGCUGCCGCCGCAAUCGCUGCAGCCAAGCUGAUGACCCAGACACAGAAUGCGAGCUUGCCAAGACAGGGAUCCACGUCAAUUGACAGCCUGGCACUUAAGCAGCAGCAGCAGAUGGCGCUGGCCMUAGCCGCAGCUACGCCCGAUGGCCGAGUGCAGAGCGAGCGCAUUAUUCCGAUCACGGUGCUCGCGGAGACACCUCGGCCCGGCCAGCAGGAGGCGAGUGCGCAGGAUCCACGCAACGCAAUGACGGACGAUGCUGCUGCACCGCCAGCCACCUAUGUCAGUGCCACCAGUGGCAUCAAGCUACAGCGCCAGGACAGCUCCGGCAGAUGCAGGACGCAGCUAAGUCGGGCGAGCAGCAUACCCACGCCGCCUCCUCUGCCGCCGCCACCAGCGGCUCCGCUGCUGCAGCUGCGCGCCAGGUCGCGGCAGGAGGCGAAGGAUAUGCAGGCGCGUCGCCAGGGUGGCAUCUAUGAGCAAGUAGAUCCGCAACUGGCCUCCAGCCAGGUCAAACAGCACGAGGCGCAUGUGGAGAUUGCACAGCUCGAGGCGAAGUAUGCCCACAUCCAACAGUCCAUAGCGGAGCAUCUGCGUCAGAUCGAUGCUUACAUGGAGAACGCCAAGACUGCGCUGCAGCGCACAGCGCAGGUUAAGCUAACAGCAGAGCCACCACCAGCAGCACCACCCAAGCCACUCAGCAGCAGCCCCAGCAACAGCAACCACAACGAGCUGUGGGACAUGUUCGCAUCGAGGCAAUCCCCCAUUCUGGCUGUGGAGAGUCCUUUGCAGGCCAUAUUAAGGCAAAUUUACUGCCGCGCAGCUGGCAUACAGCUGCAGCCCAAGGAGCAGCAGGACAGCCCAGUGCUUCAGCUGGAGCCAGCCGUGCCCGCUGAGAACGUGCCGAUAGUGGAGCGUGCUCUGGAGGAUCUGCAUCGCAUUGCCAUUGCACUGGAUGGCGACGGGCACGUGGAGCAUAAGAUGACGCCAAAAGCUGACAAGGCACAGCACGUAGUCAUCGAGGAGGAAACGGAAGCGGAGACAGAGGCAGAGCAGCAGGAGCUGGAGCUGGAGCAGAGCUCUGACUUUAACCUAGACUACAGACAUGUGUCCGAUGUAAUUGCCAACUAUGAACAGCUGUCAGCAGCCACAGCGAAUCGGCAGGAGCAGCAGCCCGAUAAGAGAAAUGCCACACAGCUAGAGGAGCAGCUGGCGGGCAGGGAGCGGAAAGCAGUGAAAUGUCAGGAGCAGCAUGAAUCAAAGAAAGCAGACACUAAGAGUGAAGUAAAAUCAAUAAGGGAGGCGGAGGAGGAGGCGCUGCAGCAGGAGAAAAUAUUAAAGGAAAUACGCAAGGAGCAGCAAAGGGAAAAGUUGAGGGAGCUGCUACAGAAGCAGGAGAAGCAGUUGAAGGAGCAGGCGGAAUUAUUAAGGGAGCAGCAGAAGGAGAAGUUAAAGAUGGAACAGCAGGAGAAGCUAAAGACGGAACAGCAGGAGCUGUCAAAGAUAGAGCAGCAGCAGCAACAGUCGAGUGAUCAAGUGGAAGCUAAAAACACUGCCACGCCCAGUUGUCCACAUGAGCCCAGCGAGGAGGAGCAGCAGGGCAACUGGUGCGCUGUGUGUGGCGAGUGUCGCGACUCGCCGCACGGCUGGGGCAAGCUCAACAAGGCUGACCAGUGGCGCCUCGACAAUCUGCAGAACGAGUCGCUGGCCAACUACAAGUCCACCUAUGAGAUACGCAGUCCCUACAUCUCGCGCCAAAUCUCCUGGGAAGAUACACAGCAGCAGCAGCAGGGGCAGCAGGAGCAGCAGCCGCAGGGGCAGCAGCAGGACCAGGGGCAAUCGAGGGAACCGCUGCAACGGCAGCGCAGUGAGGUGGAGAUUGUAACCACGCCAGUUGCAGCCGAACAAGAAGAAGAAGAAGAGACAACACCAACAGCCACACCAGCAACUGCUGCUCUCGCCGAGCCCAAGGAGUGGCAGCUGAGUCGUUCGCCCAGUCCAUUGCCCUUGCGCAAGUAUCCUGCUCCACUGAUUGAGACUGCACAGCGCUGCAGCUCGCCCUUUGGCCUGAAUGCAGUGCAGCUCCGAUCCUCAACGCCCUCACCCGCCCCACUGGAGGCGAAGUUCGCGCAUGUGCCACAGCUGGAGGGUCACAACAUUGGACUGCUCGUCCACACGGCCACGGAGCCACUGCAGAUGUGCAUGUCCGCCUCCUCCAGCAUGCUGGCGGCCACUCCGCCGGCCACGCCCCGCUGCAACUCACAGCCGCCGCCCUUCGAGUUUCUCUUGCAGCACGGCCUGGGCGUGGACGCGCAGCGGAAUGCACAGCUCACAGGCUUCAAGUCUCUGGCAGGCAGCAGCGAGGAGCUGCCGCGCGAGCGCAGCGUCAAUCGAUCCUUUGACAAUGUCUCGCCACGCCCCUAUAUGGGCAUUGAAGGUGUGUUGCGAAUCCUUGUGCUGUCACAACAGAAACUCAGCUGCAGAAUGGGCGCACAGUGGAGACUGAUUAACCAGAACUAUAAGAAUAUGGAGGGUUACAAGCGCGUCGCCUGGCCGCCAGCCUCCGAGGAGCGCAUCGUGCGCGAGUUCACGCCGCAGUCGCAGACGCAAAGCCCGGCGCCAGGCAGCGGUGGCUACUACCCACAGCCAGCUGCCAGCCAGGCAGCCAGCCAGCAACCACCACAGCAACAAUAUGGUGCACCGUCCUACAACAACUAUCAGCAGCAGCAGCAGCAGCAACCGCAGCAGCAGUGGCAGCAGCAACAGCAGCAGCAGCACCAGCAGCAGCCGCAGCAGCAACAAUAUCAGGCUCCUUAUCAGACGUCGCCAUACCAACAGCAACAAAACUAUCCACAGCAAAAUGGUGGUGCUAACUAUGCUCAACCACAAUACAAUUCUUAUUCGCAGCCACAGCAGCAGCAGCAGCCGCAGCAGCAACAACAACAGCAGGUGCCCUACUCGCUGGAUCAGACUGAUCAGCAUGGUUAUCGUGGCGCCAGUCCUGGCAUCAUAACGCUGCGCAAGGAGGCGCCCGUCUCCCAGAAGCCAGCGCCAGUCUACACUUCGCAGCCUGCCGCCGUCAGCUAUCGAGGAGGCAGCAAAUUGCGCGGAGAUUUGAAAUGGCCACCACAGGAGUACAAGGAAGCUGCUGUACGCGAAAACGAGGAACGUCGCCUGUUGGCGCUGGGCCCCGUUUGCCGUCCCCGUAGAGUCAAUCGUGACUACACGCCCUUCUUUGCCAAGCAUCAGCUGAACCACUCUUAUCCCAGCUAUAAGGUGCCACCCGGCACUCAGCACAUAUUCGGAGCCUAAGAAGGGGAUCACGCAGAGCUCAUCAAGCAAACGGAAAAUGCAAAUUGUUAUCAAUGGAACCCACAUCAUAUAAUACUAAAAACGAUCAUGUAUAUGUUACUAAAACGACGACUAACGAAUCAAAGCAAAAAACUAUAUGUAUUUUGUUAUACUAAUUUUAAAACUUAACUAACCCA
Drosophila arizonae is the source of this 5102-nucleotide messenger RNA. RefSeq lists its product as uncharacterized. Lineage: Eukaryota; Metazoa; Arthropoda; Insecta; Diptera; Drosophilidae. The record is from RefSeq and is a predicted model, not a curated record.